Messenger RNA from Naegleria lovaniensis, 1779 nucleotides. RefSeq lists its product as uncharacterized. The transcript is spliced from 2 exons. The record is from RefSeq and is a predicted model, not a curated record. The coding region runs from base 1 to 1779 and encodes 592 amino acids. NCBI's taxonomy places the organism in Eukaryota, Heterolobosea, Eutetramitea, Acrasida, Naegleriidae.
AUGUUCUCUUUCAAACCAACUUCAGCUUCUUCAGGUCAUCAACAACAGCCUCAUACACUACAACAAGAUUUAUUGUUCGGAACUGGCAGUCAAAAUAAUGCGGUAGUUGGUCCGACAAUGAAUCAUAAUUCCAUGAUGAUGGUGCCUUCCAAGGAACCGACACGAGAGCCACAACGAAAUCACUUUCCAUCAUCAUCCUCAGCACAACAUUCCGAUUAUUUGAACAUGUUUCAAGACGAUGAAGAAGAAUUAUUAUUUGAUUCAACAACAGCGAAUUUCAAUAGUGCUCAAUCAUCCUUCAUUUCCAAUUUGCAAUCAUCAUCCUCUCAACAAGGCUUGUUUGGUAAACAAGUUGGCAAUCACUCUUCAUCAUUUACAAAAAACUCUUCUUUACUCAAUACUUCCAACAGAUUGUCAUUCUCUAACAAUAUUCCAUCAAAAUCUCCUUCUUUGAACCCAUCUUUGAACCCAUCUCUGAAUCAAUCCUUUUCAAAUCAAUUCAAACAAGUACCAACGACACUCUUUGCUUCUUCCAAAGAACAAUUACCUCAAUGUAUUGAUUAUGUCAAUAACAAGUUAAAUAAUACAAUGGCAUUAUUACCAUUAAUGUCCUAUUAUAGUGAUUUAAACGCGAUAGGAAACUUUAAAUUAGAUUUCAAUAAUCCUGAUAAUGAUAUUUUUGUUACCAAUGUCAUUUAUUAUCUUUUAAAAGAAAGAGAAGAAGAGGCUAUCACUAAAGUGACUCUACAAGAUAAGAUUCGAAGAUUGCAAUGUGAUCAAAAUGCCAUUUCUUUAAAUAAUAACAAAUUAGAACAAAAAGCAAGUGAAUCUCAAAAACUCUAUGUCAUGGAACAACAAAAGUAUUUGAAUUUACAAAAAGAAACAAGAUUGAAAUUGAAAAAGUUAGAAUCAGCCAAGACAGUCUUGGAGACUCAAAACAAAAACAUUCAACAAAAAUGUGAUCAAUAUGAACAUAAUUUGAUUAAAAUGGAAAAAGAAAUGGAUAAAUUGAAACAACAAAUGACACACAAAUUGAACAUGUUGUUAAAUGCAGGAAAUCAAUCCAAUAAGGUUGAUGUUCUCAAUCAAUCUACUCAUCCAGCAAUUUCAUCUUGUGCUCUACCCAAUCGAUCCUUUAGCACUAGUAGUAGUAUGUGGAAACAUGGAUUGGAGAGAAAUGAAGAUAUUCUCUAUCAGAAUGUUGUUGAAGCAUUUAAAGAUGAAAAACAAGAAAUUUUAACUGAGAAUCAACAAUUGAAACGAUCACUUCGACAAUUGAAUACUGAAUUGAAUCAUUUGAGACAACGAUAUUCUAUGAUGUAUCCUCCUCAUCAGAAUCACGAUACCAUAAGAGAUGGACAAUUUGAAUUACCUUAUCAUUUGGCACAAGAAGAAAUUGAAACAGCCAUUCGAGAAAAGAUUCAAGAUUUGAAUCGUAUUUUAGAACGAGCCACAAGCCUCAUGUCUGAAAGUCAUCAUGGUCAUCAUCAACACAUUGAAAUGGAACAAGACGUUGUAGAUUUGAAUGACAACAAGGAUCAUGAGUCGUCGGUUAUUCUGAUGGAUCAACAACUACUCUCACGACCCUCAUCAAUGACAGCAGCAGCAACAGCAGCAGAUUCAGACACUAAACAUUUCCAUAGUGAAGUGGCAUUGCACAGCAGCAGCAGUGGUGGUAUCACGAGUCCCAAUUUGGAACUUUUAGAGGCACACGAAUUACUGCCUUUGAACAGUGGUGAAGAUGACGAUUCGACCAUGUCAACCUUUCAAGUGUAUUAA